ACUUCCUAGUUAGCUCACCUUAACAGCGACUAAUGUUAUAUAUCAUCCUCGAAAGAAAAGAAAUUCAUUACAAAACUAUUAAAAUCUAUUUUAAGUAAUGUAAAAAAAUCUAUUAUUAAUCGAUUUGCAUUCAUAUUACAAAAUACCGGAAUGAUUGGAUACCAGCUUUUGACUUCCCAGUUCUCAUAUCAUCUGUCAACUAAAAAGAGAUAUAUUAAAAUGUGUAUUGUGAUGAAUGACACCUGCAAUAAUACCCAAUACACACCCAGGUGAGAAUGAUAUAAACAGUAAUAUCACUUGAAUGCGACAAACUGAGGCUUGGCUGCUCACGCUACUGUAGAUAUAGGAUUCGAUACAGAGGCCAGAUAAAAGAAUGAUUAUAUAUACAGAAAACUUGUCAAAAGAAUUAUUAAAUGUUUUGGAGAUUUCAUAACGGAUGAAAGACUGUCAAUGCGAUAAUCAUCAAAUAAGACGUGUAUGAAUAGAGAGAAAGGCACACGUGAAAAGAUGUGAGGGAAUUUUUGACUGAUUGAUUUAUAAAGCUUUCAAUUUCAAAUUUGUUUCAUUUUCAUGACAAACAUGAACGGGCUACCAGGAAUUGAAGUUCUCUUCCGGGAACAUAAACGCCUUGCAAAUAAACUUACAAAAGAUGAAUUAAAGUCACUAAAGACUUACAUCAGCGAUCGUCUAAUACAAGACCACGAAGAACUCUUAUUUGAAUAUAAUGCUCUCAAAUCUUCUCACAACUCUAGUAUACAGGAACUCAAACAGACUAUAGAACAACUAGAAAAAGAACUUGCUUUCAAAAAUGAAAUAAUUCAAAACUAUAAAUCUAGUGACGAAAACUUAGCUAUUGUCUAUAAAAAACGAGGAGAGAAACUGGAAAAGAGACACUCUGUUUUGCUCGAAGAUCAUGAGUCAAAUAAAGGGACGGUUAAGCUGUUUGAGCUUAGAGUUCAAAACUUGCAAAAGGAACUUGAAGAAUAUCAACUGAAAGAAGAACAACAGGCGAAGCUUAUAGAAGAACAGGAGGAAGCAAUAAAACGUCUUCAUGAAGCACAAGACAACGUUAUAAACAGUGACAAACUAGCUAAAGACCUUUUAAAAGUUAAAUUAGCUGUGGAUGAAAAAACUCGCGAGUUUCAAAAGAUUAAGCAACUUAAUGCAGAGCUACUUAGUCAGAUUGAAGCGUACAAAUCAAAAUGUACGGAAAUGCAAACAAACAUGGAGAAAAUCAAAACCGAGUUCAACAAUCAAACAAAAGAGUUUAGAUCAAAAUGUGAACACAUUGCAUCGCUCCAAUACCAUAUAGAUAUGGAAAAACGCACAACUAGUGAACUACAGAAGGAACUGCAAGCUUUACUUGGACCACUUAACAACAUUCAAGGGCAACAAGGUCAACAAGGAGACCAGAACCACAAGGACGUCUCUAUGUACAAAGCUGAAUCAAUGCGAUCUCAAAUUCAGUAUUUAGAAGGACGUGUUAAAUUGGUAGAAGAGAGACUGGCGCUUUAUAGAAUAUCUGUUAGGGAUUCUACAAAAGAAGUAGGCAUCGUUUCGACCGACUGCAAAAGACUCGAGCAGCUUAUAGAACGACUCGUAGUCCAUGAAUCUACCACAAUAGAAAAAACGCUGAUUGAACUGAGGGAAAGUACGGAAACUCGGAGAAGUGUCUUAGAAGAGUCAAUUGAUGAAAUACUUAAACAAGCACCAGCUGUUAUAUCACGUGACGCAAUUGAAAUACGCGCUCAGAUUACAUCACUCAAAAAGCAAGCAGAACAAAGCAGAUUGAAUGAUGUUGUUACACGAUGUUCUAGACUCUUUCCAAGAAUAGAAGCCUGUGAAAAAGCUCAGUUUGCGAUUAACGAUAAGGUUAUAAGCAAACAGUGGAAGGAAAGCACAACUCCACCAAAGUAUAUACCGAAGCCAAGAAGAAGCAUAGAUCAUACAAAUACAACAUUCUCUGGGUUACCAAAGAAACCCCCACCGAUGCCACUGCUACUUCGAUCGAAAACUCAGAAUGGAAAUUCUCCUGUUUGGAAGAGAAAGUAUUCUGCUUCCAUGGACAGCAUUUUGAUAUCUCCAACCUUGAUUGAUCUGUCUGUUAGUCCAAAUUCGUCACCUCGUUCUACAACAGACACGAAGUCAAGGGUGUCAUUCUUCCCACCAGGUCGACCGCUUUCAGCAUUUUCAAAUUCUUCUCUUGGAAAAACUAGCCAAUAAAGUGAACUUGCGUUACUGAUUAACAUAUUGCAUAAUCUUUGAAAUUGAUUUUGUAAUUGAUAUAUUUGUAUGUAUUAUUAUGUUUAUGUGUAUGGUUAUGAUUAAAAUAGUAUAGUAAAAUGAAAAUUAAAUUAGCUUUAACUUUAAA
Messenger RNA from Mytilus californianus (California mussel), 2371 nucleotides. RefSeq lists its product as uncharacterized. NCBI's taxonomy places the organism in Eukaryota, Metazoa, Mollusca, Bivalvia, Mytilida, Mytilidae. The record is from RefSeq and is a predicted model, not a curated record. The coding region runs from base 571 to 2223 and encodes 550 amino acids. The transcript has 2 exons.